GCCUGUAUGUAUGUAGGAGAGUACUAGGUGCAUUUAGUUGAGUUCUGUCGUGAGAAAGCCUGUUGUGGGUUCUCUAGCAUGAUUCCAGGCAAUGCUUCAUCACUCUUGCAGAAUCUAGAAGCCAUUAUGUUCAUGUUCAGUUGAGAUUAAUGACUGUAUAAAUGACAGCAUUGCAGGAGGCUUGUAAAGAGAAAUGUGGACUCUAUGCUCAGCUUUCUAAAUUUCUACCAAUGCGACUGAUGUCCUAUGUGAUGCUGCCGUAUACUCUGCCAGUUGAGUCAGCAUAUUUUGUGGCCUUAAGAUUAGUAGACUGGUUUCCUGAUAUCCCUGAUGAUGUGCGAUGGAUGCAAGGUCAGCUCUGUCAAGUUGUGGGCACAGUAUAUUCCAAAGCAAGAAAAAGAUUACUGAGUAUUCCCAGUAAGGAAAACAGUGCAUUGCUUAGAAAGUGUCAGACUGCCCCCCUGAACACAAGUCUUCACUCUUCUUACUGCCCUCCUAAAAUGCCUCGUUCUUCUACACACCUCGAAGAGUGGCUUUUGGAUCUUCCAUACUGUGAGGACUUGGUUAAGAAAGACGUUGCAGUGGGUAUAAAUGAAAGCUUUGACUCCAUGCCUCCCUUUUUUAUGAACUCUGAAGAAUCGGGAGUGGAAGUGGAUUUUGACUCCUCCUCUGAGAAGAGUUUCCAGACUGCCUCCGAGGACUAG
Lacerta agilis (Sand lizard) is the source of this 704-nucleotide messenger RNA. RefSeq names its product patatin-like phospholipase domain-containing protein 2. The record is from RefSeq and is a predicted model, not a curated record. NCBI's taxonomy places the organism in Eukaryota, Metazoa, Chordata, Lepidosauria, Squamata, Lacertidae. Bases 162 to 704 code for a protein of 180 amino acids. The transcript has 3 exons.